Messenger RNA from Sphaeroforma arctica JP610, 2240 nucleotides. RefSeq lists its product as hypothetical. Bases 425 to 2083 code for a protein of 552 amino acids. NCBI's taxonomy places the organism in Eukaryota, Ichthyosporea, Ichthyophonida. The record is from RefSeq and is a predicted model, not a curated record. The transcript is spliced from 6 exons.
GCGAUGUGUGAUAAGGACAAUCUUCAUACUCUUGCUUGGCAGUGAACGACUUGAUAGCUCGUCUUCAUUUACUAUAAUAUCAUAGUCUGCCUGGUAGUAUAAUACAAGUGAGGUCUCAAUCUACAAUAGUACAUCGGUAUAUACACUUGAAAGGGUCGCGGUGGUUGCGGUCUAGCAAGUAGAUACAGGGUGGAUAGGGACUAAAUAGCCAGUUGUGCGACAAUACUGGAGAAACCUGCAUACUAAUAUCACCUUAUAUAUAUUUAUAUAUAUACCUAUAUAUUGCACGCCAUCUGUAUAGCGAAUCUAUUGAUCGGUGCAUGCGCCGCGAGAAGCGAUCACUAAAAAGGGUUUCACUUAAGUGCUUUGUGUGUUGAUAGGGUUUAGUACUCGAACCAGGAUACUAUCUGAGCUGUAUGGCACUAUGCAACGAGACAAGAAGACAGCCCCGUCAGAUAACAUGUUCUACUGGUUUAACGAGCAGCAUCACUCGCGCCAGAAACAAUCAAUCUCACGAACUCUAUCACAACCCGUCGUCGGAAAGAUGGCCGGUCUAGAACUCAACGGCCCCGUCCACGGAAGUACAGGGCCUCGUUAUAGUCAAGGAGGUGCAAUGGACGGCUCGUCAGGCCCCUGCCUUCCAUACGGACACAGUAUGAAUAACUACAACAUGAAUCCCUUUUACAUACCUAUGGGUCCUACGAGACAGCGUCCGUCAUACCGGAAUCAAACCGGUAUACCGAUGCACCCCACUUUGGGCGUAAACGGCACGAGUGCUAAUCCAACUAUAACCCCCCGCUUGCCACCCCCGGCUAGCUUAGCACUAAACUCGCCGUUGACCUCCACGCCUCAGAUGCUCAAGGCUAAUCCUCACGCGCAGUUGCAAUCGGUGCCUCCACUGUUCCCGCAGCGGUUAGACUCCAUGCCCCGAGUGGCCAUGCCAAUUGGGACUAUCGAACAGUCCGAUCACACCCUGCAGCUACGCAAAGCGAGCUUAGACCUCACACACACCUCAAUAACCAGCCCGUUCAUGGACACAUCGUUGGGUCCUCCGUUUAUGAACCAGGGCCUGUCUAAACUGUCCGAGCAUUUGGUGACGGAAACACUGCACUCAACUGCGUCGCCUUCGCCGACCGAUUUCAAGCCGGCCUCUAAAUUGGACCUACUCAAUACAACUAAACCUGACUCGCCUGCCCUCGAGUUCGAAUCAACUAUCAAAAAUAUAUUCUCGCCAGUGUCAAUGGCUCGCGUCAAGACUGAGCAAGUCGAGACUACAGUCACCCCACCCACCCCCACCGCUCUGAUGGCUAUUCUUACUGGAGAAAGUGCGGUACCAAAGGAAGAACCCAAGAAGCCUGAAGCGGGCAAAACCUCCCCUGAGAACGAAACGCCUACCAAAGAAUGCAAGAAGGACGCUAAACUGGCAAAGUUGAAGUCCACUACUUCGGACGGAAACUCUGGCGGCGACACAGAAGGUGCAGAGGAUAGUGCCGAGAAACCAUCGCGGAAGAGGCGGUGCUUUAGGGAGUUAGUGAGGAAUGUCAAGUGUGGACACACGGGCUGUGGACGGUUGUACGCUACGGAGAGCUCGCUGCAGAAUCACAUCCGCAUCAAGCACGGCAAUAUCCGGCCCGAGAAUGCGGGUAGUGGACACGUGUCGAGGCGUCACAGUAGUGCGGGCGAGAAAAAGACUCGCAAAAACCCAGUCGCUCAACGGAAGAAGUCUGAGGCAGUUGAAGUAUCCGAGCCCUCAGAAAAUACCACACAUAAUCCCAAAUCCCCCACACCCACACAAUCCGCAUUCCUGCAUAGUGCACUAGUUGGGUCGCCGCUACUACUGUGCUCGCCGGAAGCAAAUAGUACCGGCUUACUUAGUAGUCUGAGCCCAUCUUCAGAUCCGGAAUGGAGUUCCUCACUGCUCUUUGAUGUGGAUCAAGCUGCAUCUCUCACCUUGCCCGACUUCUUCGAUACGGAUUUCACAACUUCGAAUAGUCUCGGAUUGACACCGGGAAGUCUUUUAGACACCGGUCUAUCCGGUAAUUUGCUCCUUGACGAUUGGCUGAAAAUGGAUGACUUGGUAUGAAACAACAGCGUAUACCAAUGUCAUGCAAAUAAGUCUUCCGUCUUCCGGAGCAUUGAACAGGCAUUUGCCAAAACGUAGCCGUGAGGACCAUUCCAAUCACUCAGCAUAUACGCGCCGCCAUCGAUUGUUAGAGUUGAGUCUCUAUCGAUGGGAGUCC